Amaranthus tricolor (Joseph's coat) is the source of this 1636-nucleotide messenger RNA. RefSeq lists its product as uncharacterized. The record is from RefSeq and is a predicted model, not a curated record. The coding region runs from base 110 to 697 and encodes 195 amino acids. NCBI's taxonomy places the organism in Eukaryota, Viridiplantae, Streptophyta, Magnoliopsida, Caryophyllales, Amaranthaceae. The transcript has 2 exons.
AUAACCACCCCACUAUAUUUCUUCAUUCUACACUCUCAUUACUAAAACAGAGUAAACUUAGCUUACUCACUUAAUUCUUUAGCAUAAUUCAACUCUAAUCAUCAUCAAAAUGGAGCAAUGCAGCCCCCCUUUUGGUUGGAUUUACUACAAUGAAGAUGAGAUAAUGAUGAGUGAAAUGAGACAAUACAUAUUACAAUCAAGAAUGGAAUUAGAAGCAACAUUAAUAGCUGCCCAAGAAGAAAUCAUGAAGAAAGAAGAAGAAGUAAUGAACAUCAAAGAUCUUUUGAUCAUAACAAUCAAAGAAAGAGAUGAAGCUCAAUCUAAACUCCAAAAUCUAAUCAUGGAAAACCUUAUUCUUCAACACAAAUUACAAACACUUCCAGAAAAACCUUCUUCUUUGUCUAAUACUACAUCUUCUGAGAGUGAAGAAAGCAGUAUGAUCUCAUCCCCACCAUUGCCAAUGCCGGCUAAUAGCCGCCCAUUGCCGGAAAAAGGGAAGCUCUUGAAGGCGGUCAUGGAGGCGGGCCCACUUUUACAAACACUCCUCUUGGCGGGCCCACUUCCUCAGUGGCAACACCCACCACCACAGCUUGAAUCUGUUGAAAUCCCACCUGUGAAUGUUAAUUCUAAGAAAAGGGGAUUGAAUGAUUUUGACUGUUCAAUCAUUUCUUCUCCAAAGUACCAAAGAGUGGUUUAGUAGUUUUGACUUUACUUCUUCUUCCGGUCUGAAAUACUCGCAUCUGGUUGUGAUAUAUUGUUUGGAAAAAUAUCACUAUCAGUAGCAAGUACGAUGGAUAGUAGGUACAUAUGCAUAAUAGGUGUGUUUGACUAAUGAUUGCUGGUUGUUAACAUUUUUAAUUGGUUUGUAUGACCAGUUAAAAAUAUUAACUGUUUUUGUUGGAUUUUAAACUAGUCAUUAAAAUUAGGAUGAGGUUGCAGAAUGCCUUUUAGGUAAGAAUUAAGUGAGAAUCGAACAUCUGUUAACUAAAGUUAUCAUGAUUGUUGGGAGGUGGUUUUGUAGUAUUGACUUUACUAUAAUUAGAAGGUAGAUAGAGUAAUGCUUGCCAAAGUUUGAUUAGUUUUAGAAUCCAAAUCCAUCCUAUAUUUUUAUCUUCAUGCUAGUUAACAUGUAAAGAGAGACUAGUAUUGAAAAUGGAUGGUUACCCUUUACCUUACUAACCUAUCACAUUUAGUUGGGUUAGUUUUGGUUAUUGUAAAAUAUAGUUUGUCUUAGGCAAAAUUAGCAGCAACAUAUCCUAACUUCUCCCUUGAAAGGGAAAGAAAGGAGAAUUAUAUUAUUAUUACACUAAAGUCUUACAAAAUCAUCUAUAUUGUUUGGUGGUGAUGGUGGUGACUUCUACCUUCUCAAUUUUAUGAUUUUUUUUUUUUAAUUUUGGUUAAUUUUAUGUAAUAUUCUUGAUUCUCCCAUUCAAAGGAGAUAUGGGAUGGGUCCAUCUUGGAUUUAUGACCAAGAUAUGGCUUUUGGCUACUUUUUUUUAAUUUAUUUUUUUUUAUUGUUUUUCAAUUUUUAAUUGUAUGUAAUGUUUAAUGUAUGGUCAUUAUGUCAAACACAUAGUGAUCUAAAAUGAUUUGAUGUUUUAAUGAGAAGAAUCAACAAAAAAAGAUUUUCAUCUAA